This is a messenger RNA of Colletotrichum orchidophilum, 546 nucleotides long. RefSeq lists its product as uncharacterized. The coding region runs from base 1 to 546 and encodes 181 amino acids. The record is from RefSeq and is a predicted model, not a curated record. Lineage: Eukaryota; Fungi; Ascomycota; Sordariomycetes; Glomerellales; Glomerellaceae. The transcript has 2 exons.
AUGGCCAAUGGCCUUCGCCGCAGGCAAGGACAGCACCCAGGACCAGACCUUGUCAAGGUACCGCAGCACCAGAACCCCUUGUACAUUGGCUGCUCGACCGAGCUGUCCACGCGCCUCAAGGCCUACAACGUCAACGGCAGCCUCGCCAACGUCAACAAGCCUCUGGCCUUUUUGCUCUCCGUGCUGAGACAUGCCGGUCUCGAGCCGGAGCUGACGCAGAGAAUCGUGGUCAAGGUCUGGAACGCCUCAUGCAAGUUCUUGGCCAACAUGGAGGCGAUUUCUGAUUGCCAUGACAAAAUCCUCGCCGUUGCUCGGGAGAUUGAACAGGAUUCGGAUGCUAUCGAUGCCAUGGACAAGUGCUGGAACGAGAGCCUCCGUCCCGAAGCCGAGGUCAACCUAAAGGUGCUGCAAGACCAGCUCAAUGAGGCCGUAGAGCAGGGAACCUGGUGGGCAGAGCUCCAUGAGCUCACGCAGCUCAUCCAGGAGCGCAUGAACUUGGGCGGCGAUAGCACUACUGGUUCGAGUGAUGCCUCUGCAAGCAAAUAG